AUGAAUUCGCACAUUAAUUUCCCUCCAACCACACUUACAUCAAUUGAGUCCACAACUUCAUCCAUUACAAUUGGUUCUUCUCCUUAUGACAUUGUAACAAAACGUUCAUUAUCAAUUCGCCCCAAGACCAGUGUUGAUCUAGUGUCAAUCCCUGAAAAUGCUCCAGCUACACUUUCAUUUCAUAACAUUAAUUAUAUCAUUGGAGCCAAAGCAGAAUCAAGCAAACGAUGUUCGAAAAAUUUGACUCUUCCAUUCUUCAAAGCUUCAGAACUAAAACAAGUUCUCUUCGAUGUAUCAGGAAAAUUCAUGAAUGGAAUGAAUGCUAUACUUGGUCCUUCGGGAUGUGGAAAAUCCUCAUUACUUGAUAUAUUGGCUGAUCGAAAAGAUCCGAAAGGCAUGUCUGGACUCAUACUAGUCGACAAUGAACCACGACAUCCAUCUUUUCGAUACACAGUUGGUUAUGUCGUUCAAGAAGAUAUUUGUAGUGGUACAUUAACAGUUCGAGAAAAUCUAUCUUUUUCGAUUAAUCUUCGUAUGCCAAAAGAAGUAUCAAUAAGUAAAAAAAACGAUUGUGUUGCUCGUGUUAUUAGUGAGCUUGGUCUUGAAGCUUGUGCUGAUACACGCGUGGGCACAGAAAUUCUUCGAGGCGUCUCUGGUGGUGAAAAGAAAAGAACUUGUAUUGGUAUGGAAUUAGUUUUAUCACCUAAGAUCUUGUUUCUUGAUGAACCAACAACAGGUAAGAAGGGUAUAUAA
This is a messenger RNA of Rotaria sp. Silwood2, 753 nucleotides long. The record is from the annotation of a GenBank genome assembly. NCBI's taxonomy places the organism in Eukaryota, Metazoa, Rotifera, Eurotatoria, Philodinida, Philodinidae.